This is a messenger RNA of Komagataella phaffii GS115, 654 nucleotides long. RefSeq lists its product as hypothetical. The record is from RefSeq and is a predicted model, not a curated record. The transcript has a single exon. The coding region runs from base 1 to 654 and encodes 217 amino acids. NCBI's taxonomy places the organism in Eukaryota, Fungi, Ascomycota, Pichiomycetes, Pichiales, Pichiaceae. Gene Ontology annotation, biological process: protein transport; late endosome to vacuole transport; endosome transport via multivesicular body sorting pathway. Gene Ontology annotation, cellular component: ESCRT III complex; multivesicular body.
AUGUUUGAAUGGAUGUUUGGCAAAAAGCAAACUCCCCAAGAGAGAUUGCGCAAGAACCAGCGAGCUCUGGAGAAGACUCAAAGAGAACUCGAUAGAGAGCGAUUAAAGUUAGAGCAACAGGAGAGAAAAUUAAUUGGGGAAAUAAAGAAAUCUGGUCGUAAUGGACAAAUGAGAGCGUGUAAGAUUCAGGCAAAAGAUCUUAUUAGGACGAAGAAGAAUAUACAGAAGUUUGCAAAGAUGAAGGUGCAACUCCAAGCAAUUUCACUCCGUAUACAAACAGUUCGAUCGAAUGAGCAAAUGACACAGUCAAUGCGUAAUGCUGCGCAAUUACUUGGAACGAUGAAUAAAUCUAUGAAUUUGCCCCAAAUAGCUCAUAUUUCUCAAGAAUUCUCUAGGCAAACGGAUAUCAUGAGCCAGAGAGAGGAAAUGAUGGAUGACUCUCUGGAUGAUUUAAUGGAUGAAGAGUUAGAUGAUGAAGACGAAGAGGAGGUAGACGAAAUAAUCAGCAAGGUACUGGACGAAAUUGGGGUUGAUUUAAGUAAUAAUUUGAUCGAUGUUCCUGGAGAAGUCGUUACAGAAGGACAAACAGGAGCUAGAGUCGCAGUUAAGGAAGACGACGACUUACAGGCACGCUUGGACGAUCUCCGGAGAUAA